Brachypodium distachyon (stiff brome) is the source of this 2693-nucleotide messenger RNA. RefSeq lists its product as uncharacterized. Bases 325 to 2526 code for a protein of 733 amino acids. The record is from RefSeq and is a predicted model, not a curated record. The transcript has 7 exons. Gene Ontology annotation, molecular function: hydrolase activity. Lineage: Eukaryota; Viridiplantae; Streptophyta; Magnoliopsida; Poales; Poaceae.
UGCACAAACAAACGUACUUUUGACUCUCUGACCAUCCCAUCCCCGAGCAAAGCUAGCCGCUCCUGCCCUCUUCACACACUCUAUCAACUUUGAUGCCAAUCAUCUCAAAAAAAAUAAAAUUUGAAGCCAUUCACGUGCAGGAUCGUCCUUCCUUCGAGGUCGCAAAAGUUUAAAAAAAAAAAGAAGUCGAUCGUCCUCCACGUCCCAAACAAGAACAAACACCAGCUUAAAUACCACCGGACCUCCCAUCAUCGCAGCACCGCAAAUAGCACAGCCAGGAAUCGCCACAAGAGGCAAAAGCGGCCAGCAGCACCGCAAACAAGCAUGGAGAAAGACCAGCAGCAGCCUCAGGAGGAAGUCAUCAGGCACCGGACGGUGGAGGCGGUCAACGGCAUAGCGAUGCACGUGGCGGAGUCCGGCCCGGAGGACGGCGGCGGAGAAGGGAAGAAGCCGGCGGUGCUGUUCCUGCACGGGUUCCCGGAGCUCUGGUACUCGUGGCGCCACCAGAUGUCUUUCCUGGCGGCACGCGGCUACCGGUGCGUGGCGCCCGACCUCCGCGGCUACGGCGGCACCGAGGCUCCGCAGGACGUCGGCGACUACUCCGCCUUCCACCUCAUCGGCGACGUCGUCGCUCUCCUCGACGCCCUCCGACUCCCAAAGCAGGUGUUGGUGGUGGGGCACGACUGGGGCGCCAUCCUGUCGUGGUACCUGUGCCUGUUCCGGCCGGACCGGGUGGCGGCGCUCGUCAACACCAGCGUGGCAUUCAUGCGCCACGUCUUCAUCCGCGCCGGCCCCGCCGCCGUCAAGCCCACCGAGCUCUUCAACCGGGCCUACGGCCCUGGAUACUACAUCUGCCGCUUCCAGGAGCCCGGGGCCGCCGAGGCGGCGGAGUUCGCGCCGGCGCACGCCAGGCAGCUCAUGACCAGGAUCCUCUGCAACCGCUUCAGCGAGCGCGCGGCCGAGAAGGAGAGCGGCGAGUCGCCGCCGCUCCCGGCUUGGCUCACGGAUGCCGACAUCGACUACUUCGCCGCCGCCUUCCAGAAGUCCGGCUUCACCGGCGCCAUCAACUACUACCGCAACAUGGACAGGAACUGGGAGAUGGCGGCGGCGUGGGCGGACGCCAAGGUGGUGGUGCCGACCAAGUUCAUCGUGGGGGACGGGGACCUGACGUACCACUACGCGGGGAUCCAGGACUACAUCCACAAGGGCGGGUUCAAGGAGGACGUGCCGCUGCUGGAGGAGGUGGUCGUCAUCCCCGGCGCCGGCCACUUCGUGCAGCAGGAGAAGGCCGUGGAGGUCAGCGAACACAUCUACAGCUUCAUCGCCAAGUUUAAAAUACUUUUCUCUUCGGAGAAAAAUGUAGGAUGGGGAACAGGGAAGGAACGUGUCGUGUGUCUUGCUUUGCUUCCACAGACCAAGCGGACCCGACACGUAAGCUCUCGCUCUCGCCCCCCAGCUCACCUCGGUUCAGGUUCAGUCCACUUCCCGGAAGCAAAUCACGCGUCGCGUCACGAGCCGACGACCAUGGCGGCGGCGGCGGCGGAGAUAAGGCACAGGUCGGUGGAGGCGAACGGCAUCACGAUGCACGUCGCCGAGGCCGGCCCCGCCUCCGCGCCAGCCGUGCUGUUCGUGCACGGCUUCCCGGAGCUCUGGUACUCGUGGCGCCACCAGAUGUCGCACCUGGCGUCCCGGGGCUACCGGUGCGUGGCCCCCGACCUCCGCGGCUACGGCGGCACCGACGCCCCGCCCGACCCGUCCUCCUACACCGUCUUCCACAUCGUCGGGGACCUCGUCGCCCUCCUUGACGCCCUCCACCUCCCCCAGGUGUUCGUGGUGGGGCACGACUGGGGCGCCAUCGUGUCGUGGAACCUGUGCCUGCUGCGGCCGGACCGGGUGCGCGCGCUCGUCAACCUCAGCGUCGCCUUCAUGCCCAGGCAGAGAUCCGUCAAGCCCGUCGAAUACUUCCGCCGCGCCUACGGCAACGAGUACUACGUCUGCAAGUUCCAGGAACCUGGAAUUGAAGAAGAAUUUGCUAGUCUUGAGUUGAAGAGGUUCUUCAAAAUGGCAAUAACUGUUCAAACCACAGGUUCUUCUGCUAUGUCCCUUGUGAAAAUGCAGGCAAGUAACAAGAAAAUAACACUGCCUUCUUGGCUCUCCGAGGAGGAUGUCAGUUACCUAGCGAGUGUAUAUGCAAAAACUGGCUUUGCCGGUGGCAUUAAUUACUACCGCUGCCUAGACCUGAACUGGGAACUGAUGGCGCCAUGGACAGGCGCUAAAGUGCAAGUGCCAACUAAGUUCAUCGUCGGGGACGGCGACCUGGCGUACCAUCACCCAGGAGUGAAAAGCUACAUACACAAGGGCGGGCUCAAGAGAGACGUGCCCAUGCUUGAGGAGGUGGUGGUCAUCAAGGGUGCUGGGCACUUCAUCCAGCAGGAGAGGGCACAGGAAAUCAGCGACCACAUCUACGAGUACAUCAAGAAGUUCAACACGGAUCCCUCGAUGCCUCCUAGGUUAUCGAAAUUGUGAGACAAUUGGUCAUUCUACGAGAAGACUGAUUAAAAAAAAAUUGAGGCCAAGACUGUUUUUAUUUUUUUUUAUUUUUUUUGCGCUGGAGACUGAUUAUUUGACAGUGAGAUACUUUUGUAUGCAACUUGGAAGGCUUAGUACUCAAAUAUACUCAGUUACAGAGAGAA